Molecule: messenger RNA, 1452 nt
Organism: Cyphellophora europaea CBS 101466
Lineage: Eukaryota; Fungi; Ascomycota; Eurotiomycetes; Chaetothyriales; Cyphellophoraceae
Exons: 1
Coding region: 1-1452 (483 amino acids)
Source: RefSeq, a predicted model, not a curated record
AUGCCUCCGGAACACGAUCCAAGACAGAGGACUGACAGACUGCCAGCCAUAUCUCAGUGCCAACACUGCCGUGGUCAGCGUAAAGCUCGCAGCCAGCAUGUGAACUGCCAAUGUGGCGCAGCCAACGCCCACGACAAGGACAACUGCCCACACGGCGAUGGUAACAGCGACAGCUGCUGCUGUUCACACACGUCUAAAUGUACUUGCGCGAUCAAGCGCGACAAGACCGCUCAGGUUGUGCCGGAAGAUGGCAACCAGGUCCUUCAUCCCAAGGACUCGCCUAAGCCGUUAGCCCACAUCAAGAACUGUCACGAUAAUAAACCUAUGGUUUUCACCGGCAAUGGACACCACAAGCCUGCGCAUAAAUUCAAUGAUGCCCACCAUCAACUAGGAUCGCCGUACAAAAUUCCCUCGCGCGCAAACACUGUACACCACCACGGACAUCUUGCUCAGCGAUCUACGGACAGUCUACCUCUUAGCAAAUUCGCCAGACCACACCAUGAAUCACCACUGCACCACUCUAUUACUCCACGGCAAAUAAAGAGCGAACACAACUCUCCACAAGUAGGACCGACAUUCAUUCCCACCAGUAUCCCCAACGAUUUCAGAUUGCCAGAAUACGACCCGAAUGCUUACUCGUACUCACCGUUCACCGCAAGUACACCGGGCACGCAGGGUAAUAGUCGCGACGAGCUCUCAAUCGAGGAGCAGUUUCCUGACGCUUUUCCCAUCCGGUUUUCACAACCCGAGGAAUCACAAGCUCCCCAGAAUGUGGAUUGGUCAAGUUAUGACUUUCCUGGUUUUGGCGCGAAUGAUAGCAUGCUCAUGAACAAUCCGGGCUGGGCCAGCCAGGCUAUGCCCGUGGCCUCUGAGCAAUUCGGCAAUUUGAACCUCGGUGUCACUCCCUCUAGCGGCGACGUCACGGAUGUGGACGAGUUCGGAUUUAGCAGACCAAAUCAACCUCAAUCGAUGAGUGGUGAUGGCUCGACUGGGGUCAGCAGUCCUGGCGAUGGUCAGCUGGAUACAUAUCGGCUGAGUGUGGAAGGCACUCCCCAAUCCAACAUCCUAGCUAGUGACAAUCUCAACAGCCUGGAUAUUGAUGACUAUCUUCGACAAGCGCAAGAAGAGACCAAGCGCAUGGCGAUGCAGAAUCAGAUACGCCAGCCCCCGGCGACGACACGACCUCAAUUGUCGCCUGAAUCAUCACAAAGUGCUUUUAGCCCAGAGCAGGUCCUGCCGGGACCCACUUUCAACAGCAUGCACCCUUACACUGUGCACGAGGCGCAACAGCGAGCACAUUCUGCAGAUACUGGACCGCAAUCUACUUCAAAGCAUUCAAGCACGGUGCCAGCAACAUCGUUGGCGGAAGAUCCAUCUUGGUCGGCGGCGCCUGAGAUCAACCCUACUUUGCUUCUGGACGACGCUCAAGAGGAUGAGGACUGGAUCCGGUAG